Dermatophagoides pteronyssinus (European house dust mite) is the source of this 491-nucleotide messenger RNA. RefSeq lists its product as uncharacterized. NCBI's taxonomy places the organism in Eukaryota, Metazoa, Arthropoda, Arachnida, Sarcoptiformes, Pyroglyphidae. The record is from RefSeq and is a predicted model, not a curated record.
AUCUAAAUUUCAUCAAUCAUAACACCAUAUUGAUGAUGAUGCUAACAUCAACAAUAUUAUUAUUAAUUCAAUUAUCGACAUCAAUUCAACAAUCAAUAGAUUUAGUACCAAAAUUAAUACGUCGUCCAACACAUUUAGAUCAUUAUCUUUGUCGUCAAUUACAUAAUGGUAUUGGUUUACGUGCUAUUGCUGUUACUAAUCUAAGCGGUGAUGUUUGUCGAACCUAUUGUCGUGUGAUGGAUCGUAUGGGUGGAAAAAUUUACUAUACUGAAAAUAUUAGUCCAAAUUUUGUUCGUUGUGGUUUAUAUCAAGCAAGGUGUGUGGAUGGACAAUGUAUUGGUCAUAAUUUUCCCGUAAAUAAUAAUAAUAAUAAUAAUAAUCAAAUGAUAACAUCAUCUGUAUCGAUUUUAUCCGAUAAUAAUAAUCAGUUUGGUAAUGAUGAUGGUGAUAAUAUCAGAAAUUUUUUUUACAAUAAGUUUUCGUUGAUAUAA